Molecule: messenger RNA, 2500 nt
Organism: Callorhinchus milii (elephant shark)
Lineage: Eukaryota; Metazoa; Chordata; Chondrichthyes; Chimaeriformes; Callorhinchidae
Gene: slc25a43
Product: solute carrier family 25 member 43
Exons: 5
Coding region: 83-1231 (382 amino acids)
Biological process (GO): transmembrane transport
Cellular component (GO): mitochondrial inner membrane
Source: RefSeq, a predicted model, not a curated record
GUGUGGGGGGGAGUUGGUGUGUCAGUCACUGCCUCUCACCGCCCAAUGCCCCGCAGUUGGUGCAGAGCCGCAGCCCUGGGGGAUGGCGGUGGGGAGACGCGACGUGAGGAUGACCUGCUGGCAGGGCCUGGUGUGCGGGGGGCUGGCCGGCCUCUCCAGCCGCUCGGCCACCUGUCCGCUGGACGUGGUCAAGGUGCUCAGCCAAGUGGGCACUUUUCACACCAAAAGGGGCUUCCUGAGAACUUUCCAACUGCUCUACGAGGCCGAGGGUCUGCGGGCGUUCUGGAAAGGCAAUUGCAUCGCUUGCGCCCGACUCUUCCCUUACAGCACAGUGCAGCUCUCAGCGUAUAACAAGUUUGUGGAUCUGUUCAUGGAUGACUUUGGGCGAAUCUCCCAUUGUAGUGCCAUCGUAGCAGGUAGUCUUGCUGGCAUUGUGGCAGCCAUCCUGACUUACCCAACCGAAGUGAUCGAGACCCGUUUAAUCAUUCAAGACAGCACGGAUCCCACCUACAGAGGAAUCACUCACACUUUCCAUACAAUCUACUCAAAAGAGGGAUUCUCAGCACUUUACCGAGGGGCUUCACUGACUAUAUUGGGAGCAAUUCCCUUUUCUGCAGGUUCGUUUCUAGUUUACAUUAACCUGGAUAAUCUCUGGAGAAAGCCCAGUGUGAAAUUCACUGCACUGCAGAACUUUGCCAAUGGCUGUUUGGCAGCAGGUGUUGCCCAGACACUCUCCUUCCCCUUUGAAACUGUAAAGAGAAAGAUGCAGGCUCAAAGUCCAUUGCUUCCACAUUAUGGGGGUGUCGAUGUCCAUUUUACAGGAAUUGUGGAGUGUUUUAAGCAGAUUAUCAAGACAAAAGGUAUUCUCAGCCUAUGGAAUGGACUCACAGCCAAUCUGAUCAAGAUCGUUCCUUACUACGGUUUGAUGUUCAGCAUCUUCGAAUUCUGCAAGCGGGCUUGUCUGUAUAAAAAUGGCUAUAUCGUGUCGCCUUUAAGUUACCAACUAAUCCCAGGCGUGGAUCAGAGUUUACGACCCCAGGAACUAAGAAGCGUAAUCAGAGGAAAGAACUUUGAGACAAAAAACGCUCUGGGAACAAAUGGUGGGGCUGAAGAGACAGACUUUGAAGCACAACUCAAAACAGUUAUUACCUCAAGCACAAGGAUUAGAUUGGCAUCAUGUGUGUGUGCAUUAACUGUGCACAGUAGCAGGUGGGCUUACAGUGACGAUUAAUGGAUAUCAAAAGUGGAUUAUCGCAAUGGACAAAAAGUACUAUGGUGUGAAAUGACAGAAACACGGUUCCCGCAUACAAGGCUAAAGUGUUGACAGAAUCCUGGAGAAUUAACUAAUUUACGUAAAUUAUAACUGAAUAUCUUUACAAAUUAUUUUUGGUGCUAAAAGCAAAACAAUCCAGAUAAUGCACAUGCCAAAACGAAAUGCAGAAAUUCAAAUAAUAUUCUGUCGAUAGUCUUUUUUGGUGGGUUCAAUUUAUAGCUGUUCCACAUUAUAAUCCUGUCUCAAAACCAGGAAGUAUUUUGAAGAGUUUAUUGUUAUGUUAAAGUAAAUAAGUAAUAUAUCAAUACUGCACUAACUUCAGAUCCACUAUUCACACCAAAAAGUGUGACAAGUCAAAUCUGACAAUCAUUUUAUCAUACAGACUUUAUGUCUCAUCUCCUUGGUGUAAUAGAGUGAUAAACACAAAAAAUGAUUGAUCACAACUCUUCUAUGUUUAUUUCAUCCUGUACAAGCAAUAGAAUUGCUUAUCAAGUUUUCACUAUUGUUUUAACGCAAUAAGAGAAUACAGUAAAAUUCACAUGAAUCAUCUCAUUCUAAAUUGUAUAAUCCCUUAAAUCGUACGUGCACCCGAGUCCCAUUCAGUUUCCUACCAAAAAAUGGUUAGAUUUCUUUGCAAUAGUCGUAUUUUUUAAAUUGCGUAAACGGCUAAAUCGUAAUAGUUUCUUGGUUACAAAUAAUCCUAAACCGUAUGCAAAUCAUCUCCUAACUCGGAAUGCUACUACUGCACUUACCCUAUGUGAAGUGUUGUGUUUGAAACAAGCGCGGGAAAUUAGGUCUUGACCCAUCACUGGAUCCACCUUUACCUGCUGCAAUAAUGAAGUACCAUAUGCACAGUAUAUUGUGUAUUGUGGAGUAUUGUGUUGAAACAAGAGCAGAAAACAAGGUCUUGACCUGUCAUCAUGGCAUCAGGCAACACAGCUAUAAUUAAACGCAAGUUAGUGAAAGGACCUUGUUCUCGCUGAUUGUAUUUGGAAGUCAUAUAAAAUCUAAUUAUACAUAACUUUGACAGUAACUCAUUCUUUGCAUAAGUCAUAUUAAAUGUUACGGUCCUGACUGAUAUGACUUAUCCGAGUGUACCUGUAGUACUGUUUUAAAUUAACUAAUGAAUUUGAUCUUGCAUUCAAAUUCAGACUCCGUGUCAAUACUUUGAAGCCAAAGUAAAGUUUUUUUUCCUGUAGUCUUUUUUACUUUUUAAAAAAAAGUAGU